ACAAAAAGGGAACAUUCAGCCAUUACACUGCGAUGAGGUGUGCGGGGGAUUUUGCAUAGAUUAUCAAGCAAUCAAGAAGUAAAUAAAAAUUUCUGGAGUUGCUGAUCACACCUUUGCGCAUAGGUGUCUGGGUGUGUGUGGCUGGAUUCUUUGGGUUCUAUACUGUUCUGGGGUGUAGCUGUAGGUUAUUUUCCAUUAAUUUGGGUGUAAUUAGAGUAGUUUCUUUUUGUAUUUAUCCUGAAAAUGACGGCUCAGGUAGACUACCUGGCGGUGUUGUUCACCACCACAUCUGGCGCGAGCGGAGACCUCUUGGGUUCGGACGAGACGGAGCUCGAGCAGUUGGUGUGGCAGCUCGUGGACUUGAAGAACAAAAAGUUGGGAAAGGUGAAUGAGGUGUUAAUAAGGCCUGAGCACUCGGACCUUACAGAAGAUUGUCUGGGGGAGAGAGAGGACAGCGAGGAGUCUGUCUCUACAGUCACAGGCUUGGAGAACGCGAUAAACCAGUUCCAUCUGAGAUUGACCAAUGAGGUGAACAGCUUAGGCGCGGGCACGUCAGUGUGUGUGUGUACGGACGGGCAGCUCCACAUUCGCCAGGUUCUCCACCCCGAAGCUGCGGGCAAGAACCUGGCACUGCCAGAAUGUUUCAACUCCUUUUUUGACCUGAGGAAAGAGUUCAGGAAGCACUUCCCGUCUGCAGACACCAAGAGCCUGGAGGUGCAGUACAUGGCAGAAUCUCUCAGUGUAACUGUGGAGCCAGUAGCCAUAUUGGAGCCGCCGACCGUACUGGAUCCAACGGCUGUGUUGGAUCCAACGGCUGUGUUGGAUCCGACGGCCAUGUUGGAUCCGACGGCCAUGUUGUCACCGGUCACAGCAGUACUGCAGGUCCAGACCAUGGCCAACAUCGUUCUAGCCCUGCUAUUGGAACCCUUAUGUCACACAUUCUCAAAUCCAGAGAGAGUCACUGAGAAGUUUGAAAGUGGCACUUGCAGUAAGAUGGAGCGUGUGUGUGACAACACAGUGAUCAGAGCGAGGGGGUUGCCGUGGCAGUCAUCUGACCAGGAUAUCGCUCGCUUCUUCAGAGGACUCAACAUUGCCAAAGGUGGUGCUGCGUUGUGUCUGAACGCCCAGGGUCGGAGGAACGGAGAGGCUAUGGUCCGCUUCAUCAGUGAAGAGCACAGAGACAUGGCCCUGCAGAGACACAAACACCACAUGGGCAACAGAUACAUAGAGGUGUACAAGGCAACAGGAGAAGACUUCCUUAAGAUAGCAGGCGGUACCUCCAGUGAGGUGGCGUUGUUUCUGUCUCGAGAGGACCAGGUGAUUGUCAGGAUGAGAGGUCUUCCCUUCACCGCCACACCUGACCAGGUGCUGGCCUUCUUCUCCCAAGGGGAGGGGCCUAAAGAGGCGUGUCCUGUCAGUGGUGACAAGGAUGGCAUCCUAUUUGUGCGUUUCCCUGAUGGAAGGCCGACAGGCGACGCCUUUGUCCUAUUCGCCAGUGAGGAGCAUGCUCAGUGCGCUCUCAGGAAGCACAAAGACAUCCUGGGAAAGAGAUACAUUGAGCUGUUCAAGAGCACCGCCGCUGAGGUGCAACAGGUGUUGAACAGGUACACGUCAGCCCCUCUGAUCCCCGUGGCUCCAGCCCCCCUGGUGUCAAUGUUGCCCUCUGUGUCUCUGUUGCCCUCUCCUGGUGGUGUGAGGGACUGCCUCAGGCUGAGGGGGCUGCCCUACACCGCCACCAUAGAGGACAUACUGGCCUUCCUAGGAGAAUACACACACGACAUCAGACCACAUGGAGUACACAUGGUGGUCAACCAACAGGGUCGUCCGUCAGGGGACUGUUUCAUCCAGAUGCGUUCAGCAGAGCGGGCUUUCUCUGCCUCCCAGCGGGUCCACAAGCAGGUGAUGUCUGGUCCGGGCCAGGCUGGCAAGCGAGGGGUUAACAGCCGCUAUGUGGAGGUGUUCCCCUGUAGCGCUGAAGAGAUGGGUCUGGUGUUGAUGGGAGGCUCCCUCUCACACACACACAUUCACACACACACCCGGACCAGGAGUGGGACAGGGCUCAGCCCGCCGCCAUGUAAGUCCAGACGUCUGUCUCCUCCCUCCUACUCCUUCCCACCCAUUCCUUCCAUCAUGCCGGCUGAGGCUGCCGGCCUCUUCCCUCCCAUUGGGCAGGUGCUGCUGAGUCCCCGCCCUCUAGGACCUGGACACGCCUACUACCCAGCUAGCACUCAGCUCUACAUGAACUACACUGCAUACUAUCCCAGUCCCCCAGGUUCUCCCAACACUAUAGGGUACUACCCCUCUCCCACCCCCCUGCCCUCCCCUGGGGGAGUGGUCCGUAUGCAUGGCCUCACCUAUAAAGAACUGCUCAACACCAUUCAGGGAUACCAGAGUCCUAUGGAGGCAUUGCCUGUACUGAGCAGUAUGAUUGGUCAGUCCAGCAGCGGUGAUGCUCUGAUGCCCUUCCCCCCUCUCCUGACCAAGCAGGGAGGGCACUACCUGGACCUAAACAUGCUGUAGAAGGCUCAAAGAUCCACACACUGACACUCACUACCCACACACUAUACCAGGGGUGUCAAACUCAUUUUACCCCAAGGGCCACAUUGGGGUUUCACCCAGAUCUGGAGGGCAACAGUGAAAAGUGGUUAUAUUUCCUUUUUUUAUAUAUAUAUAUAACACAUGGCUCUCGAUAUUAAACUGUGCCGAAAGUUUGACAUGCCUGCACCACAAUAUCACACAACACACACUCCUGCACCACAAUAUCACACAACACACACGUGAGCAUGCACCCCCCCAAAGGACAUGUGGGGGAAUGUCCUGGCCUCCAGCUCUGAUGUGUGUUCCCUGUCUGAGUUUUGUGGUAUAUACAGUGUAUAUGCAUGAGAGCAGAAAUGUAUUUUAUAUCAGAGCUUUGCCUCAGCCAAACAGCAGCUCUGUCUUAUAUUGCACAUAGUAUUUUCAAAAGCUUUCUAGAGAGACGUUCUAAGGUGUUACAACCACUUCAGGAGACGUCUGUUAGAAGUAGAGCUGCGUUUAGUACUAAUUAUUGAUCGGAACCUUUCUUCAUGACUUGCAUGCAUUUGUGUAUGUGUGUAAGUGCUUGUGAAUGUGUGUGUGUGUGUGUAAGUGUGUGGAUGUGUGCGUAAGUGCGUGUGUGUGUGAGAGAGAGAGAGGAAUGUGCAUAGUGCACUACUCUCUAGAUACUAUAUGUAUAUAUUUUAUACUGUCUGUCUAAAAACGUUAUAUUACAUUUUAUUUCUUUAUACUUUCUAUAAUUUUACAAUCCAAUACUAGAAUGUUGUAUUAGGAAGCCUCCUGCAUGAAGAAGUUAGUAGUGCUAGCUACACUCAGAUGUUUACAUGUUAUGGAAAAUAUAAAGCACUGCUAACCAAUCAGAUUACUAUACAGAUUAUACUGUAUAUCAACAGCAUAGUGUCUGACAUAAACAUUACAUGUAGUUAUCAAAUGCUGAAUCACUCCCACACCCCUCCCAUCUAACCUGUUUAUGUUUGCCUAGUUCCACUCCACCCUUGCCUUUUGUAUGUGAUGCCAAGCUGAGCCCAGAGCCAGGAGAUUACUAUUCCUGUUGCCGGUGGUGUAAAGUACUUAAGUACAAAUACUUUAAAAUACUACUUAAGUAGUUUUUGGGGGGUAUCUGUACUUUAUUUGACUAUUUAUAUUUUUGACAACUUUUACUUUUACUCCACUACGUUCCGAAAUAAAAGUAUGUACUUUCUACUCCAUACAUUUUCCCUGACACCCAAAAGUACAAGUUACAUUUGGAAUGCUCAGGCAGGACAGUAAUAUGCUCCAAUUCACACACCUAUCAAUAUAACGCGUUGUAAUCCCUACUGCCUCUGUUCUGGCAGACUCAAGAAAAGAAAAUACUGCGUGUGUUAAUGAAUUUACUUUUUUUUACGACAGUUGAGUACUUUUUCCACCACUGUACUUAAGGACAUUUAAAACCAGAUACUUUUAGACUUUUACUAAUGUCAUUUUCGAUUAAGUCAUCUUCACUUUUACUCAAGUAUGACAAUUGAGUACUUUUUCCACCACUUCCUAUUGCCUUACCCAGCUCGGUCCCAACUCACUGUGAUGGAGAUUUACCACUGUGCUCUCUGGUUCCUUACUGUAAUGUCACUGUGCCUGCAUCUCAACAGUCUACUUCACUGACAUAAAAGGAAUUGUUCUCAUCUAUCAUGAGUUUUCAGAUCAGUGCAGACUAAGGAGAUGAGGCAAGGAGAGGACCGCGCUUCAGACUAUUGAAACUCAACCAGUGUGUUUUACUCCCAUGAAGGCCAGAUUAGACAGUAGAGCUAUAAAUGGCCCAUGAUGAUGUAAUACAUUGAUGUCUGCUGUGACUGUGGGUCCCUGGCUGUCCAGGGAACUCUCCUGUGACCACACUGACACUAAUAAAUAGAACAUGUGAAACAA
This is a messenger RNA of Oncorhynchus nerka (sockeye salmon), 4434 nucleotides long. Its product is annotated as epithelial splicing regulatory protein 1-like. Lineage: Eukaryota; Metazoa; Chordata; Actinopteri; Salmoniformes; Salmonidae. Bases 244 to 2520 code for a protein of 758 amino acids. Gene Ontology annotation, molecular function: mRNA binding. The transcript is spliced from 14 exons. The record is from RefSeq and is a predicted model, not a curated record.